AUGUCCUCAGAUAAUGCAGAUGAUACGAUAGAGAAAUUGGAGCAAGAGAUUACUCUAUAUCUACAGAAGAUUGAUUCCAAUUUAAGUUACUGUUUCACAAAGAUUACUCAGGAUAUAGUACCGUAUGUUCAAGAAUAUGGUGAAGUUUGUGACAAUAUAAUGGAUAGCUCGAGCUGGUUGUUGAACAUGUUUCAACAAUCUGGUAAUGUUGAUCUAAAUACAUUUUCUAAUGACCGUAAUAAUGAUUCUGGAAAUCCUGGGAAAUUGAAGAAGCCUACAGAGACGUUGUUCCCAUCUAAUAACAAUACAGGCAAUAUAAAUAGCAAUAGUAGUGAAGUGAUAAUGGUUCCAUCGAUGCCAAAACCUGCCAUAAAUUCAAUGUCGGAUGGCAAUAAUGGUAUGGCUACAAAUAAUAACUUCACGACCCAAACUAGCAACAAUAACAAUAAUAAUAACAUCGAUAAUAAUAACACAGGAUUCACUCAAGAUUUCCAUACUGCCGAUAUCACGUCUACAGGAAGGGUAUUAAAAGUGCCAGAUUCAAGCGAUGAGGAUAAUAGAGAGAAUGAUGACGGGGACGAAAGUACUAUACAGAGGCAAAGACGUAAAAGGAAAGUGUCGCUGCUGUUGCAACAGGAGUAUGCCUCGAGUUCUAGUGUAGCGUCACCAUUUUUGAGUUCAAAGAAUAGAAGAGAAGGCUAUAAAAGUGGUAUGGAUACAAAUGGAAGGGAUAACGAUGAGAAUAAUGAACUGAUAAACAGUUCACCGAUGAGAACAUCAUCAGCAAACGAUAAAGUGUCUGAUGAUCCAGACGAAAGCACCAAAGAAGUUCCUAAACCGGGGACCGUGAUACAUUUCACAACUAGUUAA
This is a messenger RNA of Vanderwaltozyma polyspora DSM 70294, 870 nucleotides long. RefSeq names its product Ask1p (gene ASK1). Bases 1 to 870 code for a protein of 289 amino acids. The transcript has a single exon. Gene Ontology annotation, biological process: attachment of spindle microtubules to kinetochore. NCBI's taxonomy places the organism in Eukaryota, Fungi, Ascomycota, Saccharomycetes, Saccharomycetales, Saccharomycetaceae. The record is from RefSeq and is a predicted model, not a curated record. Gene Ontology annotation, cellular component: mitotic spindle; DASH complex; mitotic spindle pole body.